Messenger RNA from Meleagris gallopavo (turkey), 1797 nucleotides. The record is from RefSeq and is a predicted model, not a curated record. NCBI's taxonomy places the organism in Eukaryota, Metazoa, Chordata, Aves, Galliformes, Phasianidae.
GCUCAAGUGGCAGGGAUGCUCUGCGGGGCUGUGGCUGUGCUGACCCCAUCCUCUGUCCCCUGUCCUGCAGAGUGGAGGCCGGCGGUGAUGCUCGCAGCUCUCGACUGUGCUGAUGAGGCCAACCAGCAGGUGUGCGCCGAGUUUGGGAUUACUGGCUUCCCCACGCUGAAGUUCUUCAGAGCUUUCUCCAAGAAAGCAGAGGAUGGGAUAAGGAUUGCUCACCCUACUGCCACUGUUGCAGACCUGAGACGUGCCAUCAUCACCAACCUGGAGCAGAGCGGAGAUGCCUGGCCACCUGCAUGCCCUCCACUGGAGCCAGCGAGUGCCGAGGAGGUUCACAGCUUCUUCCACAGGAACACAGAGCAGUACCUGGCGCUGAUCUUUGAGAAGAGCAAUUCCUUUGUGGGCAGAGAGGUAGCCCUGGACCUGCUGCAGUACGAAAACGUGGCGGUGAGGAGGGUGCUGAGCAGCGAGGAGGAGCUGGUGGAGAAGUUUGGUGUCACCACCUUCCCCUCCGCCUACCUGCUGCUCCGCAACGGCUCCUUCUUCCGCCUGCCCGUGCACGCUGAGGCACGCUCCUUCUACACCUAUUACCUGCGGGCGCUCUCUGGUGUCACCCGUGGCUCCUACAGGCUGAAUGUCACCAGCAGUGCCAUCAAUGAGACCCGCGCGCUGCAGCCGGUGCGGGCUGACAGCUCCAAGUUGUAUGUGGCUGACCUGGAGUCUACGGUGCACUACACACUGCGGGUGGAGGCCGGCCGACCAGCAGUGCUGGCAGGAGCCCAGCUGGCCGCUCUCAAGUGCUACGUGGCCACACUGGCCAAGUACUUCCCUGGGCGCCCCUCCGUGCAGACCUUCCUGCACUCCCUGGACAGCUGGCUGCGGAACUGGACAGAGCCUGAGCUGCCCCGCAGCACCUUGAAGGAGGCGGUGAAGAAUAAGGAGGAUGCCAUCCCUGCUGCCGUGCUCCCCACCAACAUCACCUGGGUGGGCUGCAGGGGCAGCGAGCCCCAUUUCCGUGGUUAUCCCUGUGGGCUCUGGACCAUUUUCCACCUGCUGACAGUUCAAGCUGCCCAGGGCGGCCCUGACCAAGAGCUGCCGCUGGAGGUGCUGAACACCAUGCGCUGCUAUGUCAAGCACUUCUUUGGCUGCCAGGAGUGCGCCCAGCACUUUGAGGCCAUGGCAGCCAAGUCCAUGGACCAGGUGAAGAGCCGGGAUGAGGCCGUUCUCUGGCUCUGGUCCCACCACAAUGAGGUCAACGCACGCCUGGCAGGUGGUGACACAGAGGACCCCCAGUUCCCCAAGCUGCAGUGGCCUCCGCCAGACAUGUGUCCUCAGUGCCACCGAGAGGAGCAGGGCGUGCAUAUGUGGGACGAGGCGGCUGUGCUGAGCUUCCUCAAGGAGCACUUCUCCCUGGGCAACCUCCGCCUGGACCAUGCCAUCCCCAUCCCCAGGGCCGGGGAGGAGGUGGUGGCGAGCGCCAGGCUGGUCACUGCAGGCCUCCGGGAAAAGGAAGAAGAGGAGAGGAAGGAAGAGGAGGAGAGAGACAAGGAGAGAGAGAAGGAGACAGAGAAGCCCGUCAGGGAGAGCGAGACGGGGCGGCCGGGCUCCUCGGAGCUGCGGCGUCCCAGCAUCGUGCGCAGGAACCCACGGCUGCAGGCGUUGGGGGAGGACAUCGUGGACCUGGACUCCUUCAGCGAGCAGCAUUUCAAGAGCAAGGCGCUGCGGGCUGCUGGCCGGCACCGGCGGCUCAGCAAGAGGGACACCGUCGCCCUGCAUCACGACAUCGGCUGGGAG